Messenger RNA from Ceratina calcarata, 546 nucleotides. Its product is annotated as 60S ribosomal protein L18-like. Gene Ontology annotation, cellular component: cytosolic large ribosomal subunit; ribosome. Gene Ontology annotation, biological process: translation. NCBI's taxonomy places the organism in Eukaryota, Metazoa, Arthropoda, Insecta, Hymenoptera, Apidae. The transcript has 2 exons. Bases 90 to 500 code for a protein of 136 amino acids. The record is from RefSeq and is a predicted model, not a curated record. Gene Ontology annotation, molecular function: structural constituent of ribosome; RNA binding.
GUAUAUCGUUGUUCUUGUUGUAGCUUUACCGCUUCCUCGCUAGACGUACGAAUUCCAAGUUCAAUGAGAUCAUUCUCAAGAGGCUUUUUAUGAGCAAGAUACAUCAGCCACCAAUAUCUCUUGCACGUGUGGUCAGGUUUAUGAAGAAACCUGGUCGGGAAAAUGCCAUUGCGGUAAUCGUUGGCACAGUAACAGAUGAUGCUAGGAUUUUUGAAAUUCCUAAAUUGACAGUCUGUGCUUUACGCGUUACUGAGAAAGCUAGAGCACGUAUAUUAAAGGCUGGAGGUGAAUUGAUCACUUUUGAUCAAUUGGCAUUACGUGCACCUACAGGAAGGCGGACAGUUUUGAUGCAGGGUCGCCGCAAUGCCCGUGAGGCAGUGAAACACUUCGGACCUGCACCCGGUGUACCACAUUCUCACACCAAACCACUGGUUCGGUCUAAAGGUCGCAAGUUUGAGCGAGCAAGGGGACGUAGGCGUAGCUGUGGUUAUAAGAAAUAAAUUUUGUUUAUUCGCCAUAAUUUAUUAAACCAUCGCCUUAAAUUGA